Manis javanica (Malayan pangolin) is the source of this 8243-nucleotide messenger RNA. RefSeq names its product collagen type IV alpha 3 chain (gene COL4A3). NCBI's taxonomy places the organism in Eukaryota, Metazoa, Chordata, Mammalia, Pholidota, Manidae. Gene Ontology annotation, cellular component: collagen trimer. Gene Ontology annotation, molecular function: extracellular matrix structural constituent conferring tensile strength. Gene Ontology annotation, biological process: extracellular matrix organization. The record is from RefSeq and is a predicted model, not a curated record.
GGGGGCCGAGGGCGGGACCGGAGCCGCUUCUCCCCUCCCUUGCAGCCACCCUCCAGCCUCAGUGGGGAGGGACGAACCGCGCUGCUGAGCCCUACAAAACCCGCCCCGGGCGGGCUGGCCAGGCGAGCUCCACAGCCGGGCUCCCCAGCCCGUGCCACGCAAGGGACGGGUGGCCGGGGAGCCUGCGGGUCCCUGGACGCGCCGGGGCUCCGAGCGGGCGCCCACCAUGCGCCCCGGGGCGGCGCUGAGGCCCCCAGCGCUCCUGCUGGUGUUCCUGGCGGCCGUGCCCGCCGCGGGCAAGGUCUGUGUCUGUAAAGAGAAAGGCCAGUGCUUCUGUGAUGGGAGCAAAGGGGAGAAGGGCGAGAAAGGCUUUCCUGGACCCCAGGGUUAUCCUGGCCAGAAGGGAUUCCCAGGUCCUGAAGGCUUGCCUGGACCACAGGGGCCCAAGGGCACUCCAGGACGCCCAGGACUCACUGGUCCCAAAGGUGUAAGGGGAAUAACUGGAUUACCGGGAUUUUCAGGUCCUCCUGGACUUCCAGGCACCCCAGGCCAUCCUGGACCUUAUGGACUUGCCGGUUUGCCAGGAUGCAAUGGCUCUAAGGGUGAACAAGGGUUUCCAGGCCUCCCAGGCACACCGGGCUACCCAGGGAUCCCGGGUGCUGUUGGUCUGAAAGGAGAAAAGGGUGCUCCUGCUGGAGAAGGUAUAGAACGUGACGGAAAAGGUGACCCCGGAUUGCCAGGAGCACCAGGAUUCCAGGGUUUUCCCGGCCUUCUGGGUUUUCCUGGACCUGUUGGUCCACCUGGCCCUCCAGGAUUCUCUGGCUUUCCAGGAACCAUGGGACCUCCGGGACCUAAGGGUCACAUGGGUGAUAACGUGAUAGGACAAAAAGGAGAGAGGGGUGUGAAAGGAUUAACAGGACCACCUGGACCACCAGGAACAGUUAUCGUGACACUAACGGGCCCGGAGAACAGAACGGACCUCAAGGGGGAGAAGGGAGACGAGGGAGCCGUGGGAAAAUCCGGACCUCCUGGGCCCUCGGGACCACCUGGCGAAUCUUACCAAUCUGAGAAAGGUGCCCCUGGAGAACCUGGCCUGCAGGGAAAACCAGGAAAAGACGGUGCCCCUGGUUUCCCAGGCACUGAGGGAGCCAAAGGCAGCAAGGGCUUCGCUGGGCUCAGGGGUGAAGAUGGCAUUAAGGGGUGGAAAGGGGACACUGGCCCUCCAGGAUUUCGUGGUCCAACAGACUAUUAUGAUGUGUACCAGGAAAAGGGAGAUGAAGGAAUUCCAGGCCCACCAGGGCCCAGAGGAGCUCGUGGCCCACAGGGCCCCAGUGGUCUCCCUGGAUUUCCUGGAAGUCCUGGGUCAUCAAGGCCUGGCCUCAGAGGAGCGCCUGGAUCACCCGGCAUGGAAGGAAGGAAAGGGGAACGAGGACCCCCGGGAAGGAACGUAGCUGGGCCUCCUGGGUCCCCGGGCUGUCCUGGUUCACCAGGCCCUAUAGGGUCACCAGGACAUCCAGGACCGCCAGGUGGCAUCGUUUUUCGCAAAGGUCCACCUGGAGUUGGUGGAUCUCCAGGCCGUGUAGGGUCUCCAGGAAUCCCAGGAGUCGAUGGGACUAAAGGGGAACCAGGCCUUCUGUGCACACAGUGUCCUUGUGUCCCAGGGUCUCCAGGUCUCUCAGGAUUGCCAGGGUUAGAUGGCAGAAAAGGAAUCCCAGGAGGACAAGGGGCAGCUGGCAUUAAAGGAAGCCCAGGGUCCGCAGGAAGUGCAGGUCUUCCAGGAUUUCCGGGAUUCCCCGGUGCUCAGGGUGAUCCAGGACUCAAAGGAGUUAAAGGUGAAGCAUCACAGCCAGAGGGACAAGUGGGUGCCCCAGGGGACCCGGGGCUCAGAGGGAGUCCUGGAAGAAGGGGCUUAGACGGAAUUCCUGGAGCUCCGGGGGCAAAAGGAUUACCAGGACCUAAAGGUGAACCGGCCCUGAGUGGUGAGAAGGGGGACCGGGGUUUCCCAGGGGAUCCUGGCACCCCUGGGCCCCCAGGACCUGCGGGACCAGCUGGACCACCCAACUAUGGACCACAGGGCGAGCCUGGUCCAAAGGGCACCCAAGGAGUUCCUGGAGUCCCUGGACCACCUGGAGAAGCCGGUCCUAAGGGAGAAUUCAGUGUUUCAAUACCAGUCGCAGGGCCCCCAGGACCCCCAGGACCUCCUGGCCGCUCCGGCCCCCAAGGUCCUCCUGGUAUCCCCGGGUCCAGAGGAAGGUGUGGUGAUCCAGGUCAUCCUGGGCCUGAUGGUGAACCAGGAAUUCCAGGAACUGGAUUUCCUGGGCCUCCUGGACCUAAGGGAGACCAGGGUUUCCCAGGAACAGAAGGAGCACCGGGUUGUCCUGGAGAAAUGGGAAAGCCUGGGUUACCUGGACAGCCAGGCCUCCCAGGGGCCAAGGGAGAACCAGGAGUAGCCGUGCACGGAGCCCCAGGAAUGCCAGGUUUUCCGGGAGAAAGAGGCAAUUCUGGGGAAAUUGGAGAAACUGGACUCCCUGGACUUGAAGGUCUCCCUGGAAUUCCAGGAACUGGAGGGCUUGAUGGACCGCUAGGGGAUCCAGGGCAGCCUGGACCACCUGGGGAAAAAGGACCCCCAGGAAGGUGCACAGAGGGUCCCAGGGGAGCCCAAGGACUUCCAGGCUUAAACGGAUUGAAAGGGCAACAAGGCGGAAGAGGCACAGCAGGCCCAAAGGGAGAUCCCGGUAUUCCAGGCUUGGAUAGGUCAGGAUUUCCUGGUGAACCUGGACUACCAGGAAGGCCAGGUCAUCGAGGUGAGAUGGGUCCACCUGGUCAAAAAGGAUAUCCAGGAAACACAGGAUUUUUAGGACCACCAGGUGAAAAAGGAGUGGUUGGAAUGAUGGGCUAUCCUGGAAACAUUGGCCUUCCGGGGCCUCCUGGGAACCCAGGCACCCCAGGGCAGAAGGGUAGUUUUGGAAUUCCAGGAGCAAAAGGCCAGAGAGGACCCCCCGGAGCCAAAGGGGAAGAAGGGGAUAAAGGCACUCCUGGGCCUUCUCAAAUAUCCCAGCUUCUCGGGGACAAAGGGGACCCAGGCCUCAAAGGAUUUCCAGGAAACCCAGGUGAGAAAGGAAACAGAGGUAUUCCUGGGUUACCAGGUUUAAAAGGACUUGAAGGGCCACCUGGACCACCAGGACCACCAGGCCCCAGAGGAGAUCCGGGCAGCACUGGGAAGCCUGGAGAACCAGGGCCACGUGGUGUGCCAGGAAGCAUGGGCCUCAUGGGGGUGCCAGGUUCCAAAGGAGAGAGGGGAACUUUGGGACUCCCAGGUCUAACAGGAAGACCAGGCUUCCCAGGUACUCAUGGUCUCCAAGGAGAAAAGGGAGACCCAGGUUAUUCAGAAGGUACACGGCCAGGACCACCAGGAACAAAGGGAGACCCAGGAUUGCCAGGUGACGUGGGAAGUAAAGGAGAAAGAGGGCCACCUGGUGCACCUGGCCAUCUGGGGCCUGCCGGACCUGAGGGGAUCCCUGGAAAUCCUGGAAGUCCUGGCCAUCCAGGAAAGCCGGGUCCUGGUGGUGAUUUGGGCUUUAAAGGAAUCAGAGGCUUCCCUGGCUCUCCAGGAAGAAAAGGGCCUCCAGGACCUCCAGGAUUCCCAGGGUCUCCGGGACCAAUGGGUAUGAGAGGGAACCAAGGACAUGAUGGAAUUCCUGGUCCAGCAGGAGAAAAGGGGGAAACAGGUUUCCUAGGGGCACUUCCAGGCCCAGAAGGGAGCCCUGGUCCUCAAGGAGCCAAAGGGGACAGGGGAUCCCCAGGCUUGCCCGGCCCCCCCGGCGGGAAAGGCACAGAGGGAGACAUUGGGCCACCGGGAUCCACUGGCAUGGCAGGGCUCCCAGGACCACCCGGUUUCCCUGGCGCAAUCAUCCCUGGCCAAAAAGGAAGUCGAGGUCCACCGGGCUUGAGAGGAAACCCAGGGGAGCCUGGUCCCCCUGGACCUCCAGGGAGUCAUGUAAAAGGCAUAAAAGGAGAUAAAGGAUUUAUGGGCAAGCCUGGCCCAAGUGGUCCACCUGGAACUGUGGGAGACAAGGGGACAUCCGGUCAUCUGGGAGUACCAGGCACCCCAGGUCUGCCAGGGCUCAGAGGUGAUCCUGGAUUCCAUGGAUUUCCAGGCAUAACAGGAGAAAAGGGUAAUCCAGGAUUUCUGGGACCAGUUGGACCUCCCGGGCGAAUUGGACCCAAAGGACGACCUGGUGUACGUGGAGAUCCUGGCACAGUGACAAUCAUCUCCCUUCCAGGAAGCCCAGGGCCACCUGGCCCAGCUGGAGAGCCAGGGAUGCAAGGAGAACGUGGGCUCCCAGGGCCGCCAGGAAGCCCAGGACCCUGUGGGCCAAGAGGUAAACCAGGCAAGGACGGAAAACCAGGAACUCCUGGUCGAAUUGGAGAAAAAGGCAACAAAGGCUGCAAAGGAGAGCAAGGACCACCUGGAUUGGAUGGACGACCAGGUUUGAAGGGGAAACCUGGAGACACUGGACCCCCUGCAACAGGGACAACGAUGAGAGGCUUUAUUUUCGCUCGGCAUAGUCAGACCACAGAGAUUCCUUCCUGUCCUAAAGGGACAGAGCCACUCUAUAGUGGGUUUUCCCUUCUUUUUGUUCAAGGAAAUGAACAAGCCCAUGGACAAGACCUGGGAACUCUUGGCAGCUGCCUGCAGCAGUUUACCACAAUGCCAUUCUUAUUCUGUAACAUCAAUGAUGUAUGCAAUUUCGCAUCUCGAAAUGAUUACUCAUACUGGCUGUCGACACCAGCUCUGAUGCCAAGGGACAUGGCUCCAAUUACUGGCAGGGCCCUGGAGCCAUACAUUAGCAGAUGUACUGUCUGUGACGGUCCCUCGAUUGCCAUAGCCAUCCACAGCCAAACCACUGACAUUCCCUCAUGUCCCCAUGGCUGGAUUUCACUCUGGAGAGGAUUUUCUUUCAUCAUGUUUACAAGUGCAGGUUCUGAGGGCGCUGGGCAAGCGCUGGCAUCACCUGGAUCCUGCUUGGAGGAAUUCCGAGCCAGUCCAUUCAUAGAAUGUCAUGGAAGAGGAACAUGCAACUACUAUUCAAAUUCCUACAGUUUCUGGCUGGCUUCAUUAAACCCCAAAAGAAUGUUCAGAAAACCUAUUCCAUCCACUGUGAAAGCUGGGGAGUUGGAAAAGAUAAUAAGUCGCUGUCAGGUGUGCAUGAAGAGAAGACACUGAAGAAAUAAAAAGAGAGUGGAACUGUUAUUUUUCAGCCUAAAUAACCAAGUAAUGCCACACAACAUGCAUUUAUUUAGGUAUUUUUCUCUGACCAAACAAUAGUGCCCUAUGAUGGCUUAGUACAAAGUUUCUAUUUGAAUCUGCAUACAGCAAAGCAUUUCUUUACAGUUAGUUCUGUGACCUUGUCUCUAAAUCUGUGCUGUUUCAAAGUUUCCCACGGAAAGGCUGCAGACUUUUCACAUUGUUUCCAAUGCACCAUCUAACUGGUGAUUAUAUCAAGUUUGUUGCUACAAAUUAACAUCUAUCUUGGAUUCCCAAUAUUUGCUCCCUUCUAUUGCAAUCUUUGAGACCCAGCGAGGCUAAAGCUCUCUUAGAUUGCCCCACCACCCCAUUCCUGGAACUUUAGAUCCUGGGAAGGGAAGGAGAUGGAGGUUAAGUGGAGGAAUCGUGAAGAAAGCUGGGCUGUCAGACCUGAAUAACCAAAGGCCUAUGGGAAAAGAAUUGGACUAAGAUUCAUGGAUAUUCUCAGGCUUUUUCAAACAUACCCAAGACUAAGGCCAAAAUGGAGUUCCCUGAAUGGUUUUGUUUUAUAUUUUUUUCAAAGAUUUUUUUUUGUUUGUCCAUGAAUUCAUUUCACUGCAGCAUUAUCACCUGUUUGUAUUCAGAGUAGACAAAAUUUUUAGUCUUGGUAAAUUAAUUUUAAUAGGAUAUUUUUUAUACACAUAAUCUGAAAUCUGAUUUCAUUUCUUUUACCAGCACAUCCACACAAAUAACAAGGAUACCACUUAUUAGAUGUGCAAUUCAUCCCCAUCCCCAUAAAUAUUGGUGCAUACCUUAUGUAAUUGAGUAGUUUCAGGAAUCCAUGAAAGAACCUGAGGCAUUUGUUGGCUAAUCAGAAUAUUUUUCCUUUGCUCUAAAUAUUCCAUUUAACCUGAGUAUUUAUAGAUUUACUCUUUGGUUACUUCUCUAAUUAUUCUUUUGUAAAAACAUGUGUUUUAUGUGUUACAUAUCCUUACAAAUCAUAUUGGAAAAGUCUAUUGUGUAAAAAUCUUAAUAUACAAAUUAUAUAGCUUGACAGAUGUAUGUCUUCGAACUCAGUUUCAGCAUGUUGAUACAUUCCCAGGAUGACAUAAUUCAAUUUAACAAGCAUCUUAUUUAGCACUAAGCCAUGCCCCAGGCACUGUACUAAAUUACAGAGAUACUAAGAGGUAAGACGUUAUUUCUGAUUUAAUAUCCCAGAAAAGGUAACUUAUUGUUUCUGUUAGGAAUCCCACAUAUCCGAGUUGCAUUUUCCCCCUUUUCUUUUUUUGUCACUGUUCUUAUAUUUCAACAUCAUAAUUCAGUAGGCCUCAAGAAAGGUUUAAAAAUAAGAUCUAUGCCCAGGGAAAGCCCAGGACUUCUAGAUUCUCUUGGGCAUCACUGAAGCCAAGGGAGGGACAAUGUUAAGAACAAAGAUCUGAUAAACAUUCAAAUCUAUCUAUACUGGAUGGUAGUACUAUUUGAUGAGUCUCAGAGGCCACAUAUCUUCAGACAAAGCUCUGAAGUUGCACCUUCAUCCACCUAAGUGGAGUUGGUGGUGCUGAUAUUUAAAUUCAGGUUCUUGCUUCAAUCUCAGUUGCUUUGUAAGUGAAAAUGUGACCUCAGGGGACAGCGCAGACUGUGACCACCAUUUGAAUCCUUCACUGCUCACAUGACUGCUGUCAAGCCAUUUUAAAAUUUAAACUAAGAAGUGCAUUUUACUUAGAUUAUUUACUUAAACUCAUCUAACACUGACUUUUUUGCUCUAAGAAGAUCCUACUCUCCUAACUGUACUAAAAGGGCAUAAAGAGCCAGCUGAUCUCCACAAACCCUCUGUAAGCCAGUAGUUCUCAAAGUGUGGUCCCUGGACCAGCUGCAGAAGCAGCAUCUGGGAACAUGUUACAAAUGCAAAUUCUAGGGCCUCUGAGGGUGAGGCCCAUAAAUCUGUGUUUUAACAAACCCACCAGCUGCUUUGCAAGGCACUCUGAAAAUUAAGAAAAACUGCUCUAGGCAAACAACCAAGAAACAAUUCUACAGGCAGUUACCAGGUACAGCCGGCUACCACUGCUCCAACAUGCCCCUCUUUAAGGCCCAAAAUCACAAAUGGCCUUAAGAUACCUAAUUUUACUAAUAGGUAAAAGCCCUAGAUUGGUGCUAAUGCCCAAUGACUGGCCUCUGCUUGUUCCUAAGGCUCCAUCUUCUCUUACCCUUUGAUCAGUGUUUAACUUCUGAGGAAGACAAGUUGAUGCUAAAACCUUAAAUUCCAAUGAAGCCAUGUUUACAGUUGCUCAGUCAUCCUUUUUAGACUGAGCAUUAAAACAUAGCUCAUGUGCAUUACUCUCCAGAUACUUAUGAGUAGCUAUAAUAUUAUGAAAAUUUAACUCUGUAAAUGUAAUGUCAAUAACUUGUUUCUUUAAAAUUUGGGGCUUCAACUUUGGAAUUUCACAGCAUGCUAAAAUAAUAGAUUUCUCAGAGGUCUCUUUUUGCAAGAUAAACAUUGUUAGGUAACUUAUUUGUAAAAAUAUAUAAUAAUGCUAAAUUUGAAUAUUAUUGCUAAUUUAACUUAGAAAGAUUUUUCUAUGCAUCAAAUGUAACUUACUGCUACUAAACUUAAUUUAAUGUUUACUCUAUAGCCAAAUGAAAUAUAUUUAAAUAUGUUGAAUAUUUUAUAUCAUUAUAUCCUGACAAAAUUACAAUAUUGUAAUGUACUAAUAUUUCUAUAAUUAUAGCUAAAAUAUUUUAUUGCAUUGUCUAAGAAUAAAAUUGAAGUAAUUAUAUCUGGUAAUUUUUUUUCAGAAGAUAAAUUUUGGGGUGAUUGUAAAAAUACUAUGAGUUCACUGUAAAAACUACAGACAACAGUUAUGAAAAAGAAAAUAAAAAUUGCCAUGAUCUAACCCUUCACUCCCACCCAAGAUGAUUAAACUAUGUACCCUUUAGGACAUUUUUCUUGUAAAUGUAUUUUUUAAUGAACAUGGAAUAAAAAUAUGUUGUUUUUUAA